ACUAUUUUUUAUGUAUGUUGGUAUCUGCUGACGCCAACCUCAAAAUUGUCUUCCGCCUGGGUAUUUUUAUUCCUUUUUUAUUGCAGAACUAUAAAUAUUGAAAAAAAAAGUAUUAAAAAUAUUGUAAAUAUUCAGUAAAUAAUAUUAAAAGAAUGUUUAUUUGCCAAUAAGUAAUUAAUCAGUAGUAUUUGCCCUCUUUUAUUAAAUCAGUGGUACCACAAUAAGAAACACGCAGAAUAAUUUCGUACGCAGUCGGUGAUAUUUACAACUAAUAUUUUGCUACUGUUUUGACAAAUAGAGGGCAAAAGACUUUAUUUAAUGGUUGUGAGACUCGUAUUUAUGAAAUAAUUGCGGUAUGAUUUAAAUCAUGUGUUAAUAUAUGGUUAAUUAUGUAUUAGCGGUUCCGCUCUGUUACAGUGACUUCUUGACAAAAUAUGGUCGUGCAUUUUGCAUAAAAAGAUAAGUGGAGAUGAGUGAACAGAGUGAAGUUAAAUAUUUAGAUGGAGAGAUAGUUUGGGUGAAAUUGGGCUCAUGCUGGUGGCCCAGUGAAGUAGUGGCCCCAGAGAAGCUUCCAUCCGACUUGUUGUCUUCUUUUCGGAAGCCUCCUAUAGCUAUCGUGAAAUUCUUCCAGGAGGACGCAUAUGAAUAUGUGAAGAACGAGAAUUCUAUCUCCAAAUAUGAAUGUAGCCGGAAAAUUGAUUUUAUCAAAAAAGGACUUUAUAUGUAUAGAACUAAACAUGGUCUAAUGGAAAAAUUCCCUGAUGAUGUAAUUCAUGCUGAAACAUCUGUGGGAGGUGACCCAGACAUCCUCUCCAGGGAAGAAUUUCAAGAACCGAAAAGGCAAAGCUAUGCUGGGCUCUUUGGCGAUCCUAGGAAGACACCUAGCUCUGUGAAGAAAGGUAAGAGCGGAAAAAGCAGACAAAAUGAAUCUCUGCAAAACUUCACACCUACAAGAAAGAUGAAAGAAAAAACAGAUUACAAAGUACACAUUUUAGUACAAGGUUCAAAAACACCUUGUACUGAGACCACUCAGGAUAUUUCAUCAACGCCUUCUACAAGUGGAAUUAAUGCUGAGAAUAACACAUUAGAAGCUAAAACUGAACAUGAAAAUGAGGAAACUCAGAAUGUUGAGAAACCAGUUUCUUCGAACUUUUCCACGCCGCUACCGUCUAGUUCCGGAAUAUAUGCAUGUCAUGCUUGUCCAUUUACAACAACGCGUUUGAAUGUAUUAAUUCUACACAACAAAACUCAUAGUCUUUCUUUUAUGCCAUAUACACCAUCACCUGUUCGUAAAAAGACCCUGACAAAAAAACCAAAAUCAUCUGUCAAGAACUCCGAAACCCGCAAGUCACGAAUUCUGAAGGCCGAUAAAGCAGUCAAGAAAGUAUCAGAAGUAAAAAAACGACCAGCCGAUGAAGUUUCUGUGACUAUUGAAGAAAUUAAAAAGACGAAAACUGAUGAAGAAAUCAAGAGCAGCUUAUUAGCAGAUUGGGAUGAUAUUGAUGAAGACUCAAAUGAUGAGUCCUCAACAAUAGUGAUGACAGGAUCACCUGAAGUUGGAGUGGCAGUCGAGUCUCCUGCAGUUCCUACGCCAGCAGAAGUACCGAGUGCUCAGGUCCCUGCCGAUGUAGUCGUGAUUGUCGAAAAGAAAUCCGAUGACUCCCCUAUAACUGAAAAAGCUGAGAGUUCAAGUGACUCAAAAUACGAAUUUUGUGAAGAUGAAGACUGGACAAUUGAAACAGAUGCUGGUAGGAAAAUACCAAGAGUAAAAAAUCCGAAACGGAAAGAUGAGGCAAAAAGCUUGGACGAAGAUGAGGUUGCUAGAGAAGUAGCUGAUAUACUAAGUAAGACCAACGUCCCAGAGCUACCGUCCGUUCCGGAACCUUUAAAAGCGGAGGAAAAUUUUCCUGAACCUCCAGUUGUUAAGUCACCAGAUAAAAGUCGUGACAAUUUCCCAGAGAAACCAGCUGAGAAUCCUGUGAUUGAUCCUAUACCAACUAAAGCUAUUUUCAAAACGAAAACAUUUUUUCGUAGUCGACACUCUAGAAGCCAAGACGCCAUCGGGAAAUAUGUAGCAGAGCAGUUAAAUGCAGUUGAAAGGAUGGACAUAUCUGAAAGUGAAAUUAAUGGAUCUGAUGCCGUUUCCUCUCCGGAAGCAAGGGAUUCACCACCUAUAGAACCGGUGAAAGUAGCACGCUUAGCACCGAAAAUACAACUAAAGAAAAUGAAGGCAGAGGCGGCGCAAUUACGCGAAAAAGAAAAGAAUGCAGAAAUCUCUGAGUGUUUUACAGACGACAACCAAUUUGGCGAUUACAUGUCAAAAGCAACAGAAUCUAUGGACAUUGAUAAAACCGCAGGAGUGACCCUACCUAAAAAUGUUUCCGUAAAAACAACAACAAUGGAUGUGUUGUAUCCAACACAAGAAAUCAAACCAAUAAAUGCUGAUACACCUGAUAUAAGAUCUCCCAUAAAGAUAAAUAAAGUUGAGCGACACCCUGAAAUAACAACUGAACCCAGAAAGACGGAUAAUAAUUCUGUAGAAAACCAAGUGCUGAAUCAGGAAAAAGCUGAAAUUUCCAUUUCUAAACCUCGCCCAGAAAUUAUUGAAAAAAUAGUCACACCUAAAAAAAUAUAUGAGCCACGAUACAUGAAUGAGUCGACGGCUUCAGCAGUAGAUGCUUUAUUGAGCGUAUCACGAGAGGCGGAUCGUGUGACGCGCGUCAUCAGUAACGAUCCACCCGAAGAUUUAUUCGAAGAUGAUAAUAAAGAUAGCUUAAACAUCAACGGUAAUUAUUUACAAAAUAUGGAAUACGAUAAUGGUAAUAGUGACCGAGUAAACGAGCCCAUAACAACUAUUGAAAAAGAUAAAGCAGAACUGGAAAAAAUCAUCGAUAAUAAUAUCAUUCAGACACGUAUCUGUAGCGACGAAUCGACACAGCCUAGUACUUUGAGUAAAAUGCAAAUUGACGACACUAAUCAAGAUAUUGAAAGCAACGAUGGAUCGGUAAAAGAGGUUGAUGUACCAAUGAACCAUACUGUCAUGCCAAUAGAGACGGUGCCAUCAGAAUCUGAUCUGCAAAUUGCCGAGACUCUUAUCAAUCUCCCGUCAACAGCAAUUCAGUCAAAACCCAACGAACACCACGAGAAUCUUACAAUGCAACUCGCAAUCGAAACUGAAAAGGAUCAUCAAAUAAUAUUAAAAUCAAACGAAAAUGUACCUUCUGAGCAGGUCUCGCCUAGUUUAGGGGCGAAAAGUUUUUCAACAGAAAUUGUGCCCAUGAAAGACUCUAUAACUGCAACUGGUAAUGGCAAUGUUAACUAUCGUUACGAAACUGAGCAAGAAAAAAGCGAAAACUUGAAUGCUGCCAAAUCAUUAGUACAGAUGUCAGAAACUAUAGAUCAUCAAAUAAAUAUUAUUGAAUCGAAUCAAAAUAGUGAUAAGAAAAUGUCUAACACAAAAGCAUUCAAAAUUGAAGACCAAAGUUUUGAUAGUGUCAUAGAACAAAAAGUGUCGUUAUUGUCAAACAGUGACAACAACAAUGAACCAAACAUCAGUAUGAAUGCUAAAAUAGAAACAGCGACGCCUAAAUUGUUGAAAAUUUUAGAAAAACCAUGCCUACCAAAAGUGUCUCCAUCCAGUUCAAAGCAAAUAAUACUACCGAGGAAAGAAAAUAUCCUUAAUUUUGAUGUUGCCAAAUCGGCAUUAAAAGGAAAGGCACAAUCUACAAAACAAAAAAUUAUAAUCCGACGAACCACUCCGAACAAAAACGUUAUUAACAAUAUGACUUCUGAAAUUUCUACAUCGUCGGACAAGAUUAUACUAUCCAGAACUAACAAUCCUGCGCAAGACCCUUCGUCGGUACAGACGUACACUAUUAAAACAUCACCAGAGGUUUCGUCGGACGCUAACACGAUAAUAAUACAGCAAAAAAUUAGAAAAGUAGCCAAGCCACCUGCGAAACUUCAGAAAAUAAGACCUCAGAAUUCUUUGAUAGUGCCUAUGAAUGAGAAGAAGACCCUGAAUAACUCAACACCAACCGACGAUACUAUGUUCGAUAUUAAUUCGAUGCCUAUCGUUUUGUCUGAAGAUUUGUUAACGGCAGAGAAUAUCGAAAAAAUGCCCGUAGUCAUGUCCGGCAACAGUACAGUUUCGAAUCCAUCCAAAUUGAUUAAAACGAAAAUUACAUCCGAGGCAAAUGAUAAAGUGCCGAUUAGUGCGACACCUACUAAACCUGAAGUAAAAACUUUACUUAUGAACCCCGUCAGUGAAGUUAAUAAAGUUACAACUCCUAACAUCCUUUCUAAAUCAUCUAAAUUGCGAGGUGCUAAACCUAUGCUGGUAAUAGAUAAAACCACUGGGAAACAAAAGAUUAUAAUGACAAAACCUGAAACUACUGUCAAAGAAACAAAGCAGGCUCCUACGGUGGUCCAAUCUGCUCAGGGUGGAAAAACUGAAAAAUUCAUUAUUCUACCAACACCGAAUUCUCCGCGGCCGAGUCGGACCCAAAAAAUUGUAAUCGAUCCCCAAACUGGGAAGACUCACGUGCUUGUUUCGAAGGGACCAGAAACAACUGGCAAUCCUGUCGAUAAUAAGCCGGUUUCUGCUAAAUUGUUGCCGUCAUCAACCGAUGCCACUACACCGGGCAAUACCGUUAUGAUCAUCACCAAUGCUCAGGGAGCACAAUCUAGAAUACUACUGACACCAGAACAUGAAAAAAUUUUAUUCCCAAAUAAACAACAACCAAACGUUUCCCAAUUAAAAAGUAUAGCUCAUCGCCUAACAUCUAAUACGAAUACGCAGAAAACUGUAACCACGAUUGCUACCACAGUAAAAGCUCAACCUCAAUCUGCUGCAGUUCAAAAAACUCAAACUAGGAUCGUGCCAAAACAGAAAAGUACGAUCAUAACUUCUAAAGGUCAACUCAUCGUUGGGGGUCGAGUUUCUACUACUGCACACAAUAUAGCUCCCAUGCCUGAAAUACGACCUGCCCCGAAACGAAUAGUCACAUCCGAACCAAAAAAAAUAGUUCAGACAAUACAUAAAACUACCACUGAACCCCUAAUAUUUCUGCAACAAAAAUCCGGUACAAUGAUGCAAUUAACCGCAGCGCAAUUCGAACAUCUACAAAAAACGGGUCAAAUAGUGCAGAAGCCUGCCACGCCGGCCCAAGAAAAGAAAAUUUUAAUUCAAAAGUCAAUUACAAUACCACAAAACGAAACUGCAGUCACUCAAAUUCAAAAAUCAAGAGCUAGGAAACAAAUUACCGAGUCUCCAGCGCCGUUAAAGAAAAUUAAACAGGAGAUAGCGAUCGCACCGGCUCCCUCGCCGAACUCGGUGCCGAUGCCGGUUCUGGCUCCCCUUUCGUCUGGCCCUUCAGUGGCUUCGACCACAGCAAAUGCUUUUCCGCAAACCACUUCAACGUAUACCGAAUAUGAAAAUUUCGAGGAACUCUUACCUUCUACCGCAAUAGCAAAGCAAGUCGAGAGUGUGGUAUCGCAACCAGAACAGGCCACUGCGCCGCUACCGGCUCCCCUCGCCGACAGUCACCUGUUGGCGGUGCCCGGAGAACCAUUCGGAGGACCGCCUGGUUCUUUUUACUUAUGCGUUGAAGAUAAUGGCACUCUUACGCCUAUCGACAAUCGGCCAUUGAUUUUAGAAAACAAUCAGCUUGUCCCCAUGGCGGUGGAGCCUUUACAAGUAAUCGCUCCUCAACCUGAGCGCAGAGAUAUCUUGGAAGCGGCCCUGGCGAAUAGUGACGUGUUUCACGCAGACACACCUCGGGACGACGCGCCCGAUUUUAGGGACUUGAAUGCUAACGUUUCGGUUCAUUGUCGCGUAUCAGAGACUAGUAGCACCUUAAAUCAACCAAUAAUGACGCCGGUCGAGAUGCCAACAAAGGCAGACAGCGAGCCGACCGUACCGUCGAAUUUAGAAGACGGCUUAGCGGUCAUCGGCGUGACCCCGCACACAGUGCCUACCUCCUUAGAACUACCGAUAACGGUCACCGAUCCCAGAAUAGCCCCCAAGAUGACGGAUCCGUUAAGCAGCAAUAAUUACGGAACAACACUCUUAACGUCGCCCAACACAGAAAUGACGUUCGUAUCUACAGAGGAAUCCACGACUCCAAUGACCGCUACUAUGUCAAUGCCUUUAUUAAACGAAGACGAUUCCGUCGGGAAAUCGAUGCCGAUUUUAACCGAUGACAUCGCGGAGAAAACUAUUUCGUCAGUAGAAUCGAACGCUGCAUCUCCGUCGUCGGGGGGAGGCCGCGAGGCGGAGAGUGAGGACAGCGCGCAAUGGACACGACGCCUAUUCACGCCUGGCUCCGAUAUCUCAGAGACGUCUGCUGAAAUACCAUUACAACCCUCACUUCAGUUGUCUGUUAACGAGGCGUCCCGCCAAUGCUAAACGGUUGGAUACGACAGUUGUGAUCGAGUCAUUAUAUUUUGCAAUUAAUUAUUAUAGAAAGAAAGACUAUUACAUUAUAAAAGAGUUCUGUGCAAUAGAUGUCUAAUGAAUGGUAUGCUGCCUUUUAAGUCUUAAAAAUUAUGAAUGUUUUCAUUUGUUAGAUUAGGUAAUGAGGUUCGUUGUCAAUGGUGCCCGAAUAUCUAGGAUGUAGACUGCGUGCGUUUGAAACGUGCGCAUCAUCGGAGAUUGUAAAUAUAAAGUAAGAAUGUGGUUUUAGAUCGUGUCUCAUUUCGUGUUUGGAAAAGAAAAACAAAAUAUGAGUUCUCUGCUUUCACAGCAUUCAAUAUAUAAAAUAUAGGUUUUAAGAAUUUACAAAUGUAAAUUAAAUUGAUUUAUGAUAUUGUUGAAAUCAUAUGUGUAAUAUAUAAAAUUAGUUGAAUAGUAUUUUUGUAAUUUCUAUCCAGUUCGAAGUGUUAAAAGCAGCAUGGACUAUGAUAAUAAUUAAAGUGAUGCUGUCUCGUGAUUGAGAAUGAUGCAGUCGUAGGCGGUGGGACGCCUGAAACUGGUCGUCGAGUCGGUAACAUACUGAAUGAAAUGACUAAUAUCAUAGCGUUAAUGUUAAUAUUAAGUACAAUAAAUUACAUACUGUUAUAAUUAUUUUUAAAAAAAACGUCAGAGCACUUUGAUUUUGUGAGUGAUCUAUGUCUGGAUUUAGGACCGGUCUAUGAGAAGAAUGUAGGAUAUACUUCUGCGUAUGUAUGUAGUUUUUAUUAAAUAAAAUUUUAAUUAAUCA
Messenger RNA from Bombyx mori (domestic silkworm), 7202 nucleotides. RefSeq names its product mucin-2. The transcript has 5 exons. NCBI's taxonomy places the organism in Eukaryota, Metazoa, Arthropoda, Insecta, Lepidoptera, Bombycidae. Bases 470 to 6409 code for a protein of 1979 amino acids. The record is from RefSeq and is a predicted model, not a curated record.